This is a messenger RNA of Nannospalax galili (Upper Galilee mountains blind mole rat), 4374 nucleotides long. It is a transcript of the gene Itga5, whose product is annotated as integrin subunit alpha 5. NCBI's taxonomy places the organism in Eukaryota, Metazoa, Chordata, Mammalia, Rodentia, Spalacidae. The record is from RefSeq and is a predicted model, not a curated record. Gene Ontology annotation, cellular component: integrin complex; external side of plasma membrane. The transcript is spliced from 30 exons. Gene Ontology annotation, biological process: angiogenesis; integrin-mediated signaling pathway; cell adhesion mediated by integrin. The coding region runs from base 116 to 3424 and encodes 1102 amino acids. Gene Ontology annotation, molecular function: integrin binding.
GAACCAGGCCAGACGGCCGGCCUCCAGCUGGGGCUGGGGCCAGAGGGUGCAGAGGUGCGGCCCCCCACGCCCCUUGGGGUGCUGGGCGCGGGCUCGGCGUCCCGGGGACCCAGGAAUGCCCCCCCGCCAGCGCGCCCGGCGGCCGGGGGGAGGGCCCAGCCGGGAGUUUGGCAAACUCCUCCCCGUGUUGAGUCAUUCGCCUCUGGGAGGUUUAGGAAGCGGCUCCGGGUCGGUGGCCCCUGGACAGGGAAGAGCGGGCGCUAUGGGGAGCAGGACGCCACGGUCAGCUCUCCACGCGGAGCAGCUGAGCUGGGGCCCCGGGCGUCGCCGGCCGCUGCUGCCGCCGCUACUGCUGCUGCUGCUGCUGGGGUCGCCGCCACUCGGGGUCGGGGGCUUCAACCUCGAAGCAGAGGCCCCGGCCGUGCUCUCCGGGCCCCCGGGCUCCUUCUUCGGCUUCUCGGUGGAGUUCUACCGGCCAGGAACAGAUGGGGUUAGUGUUCUGGUGGGGGCGCCCAAGGCUAACACCAGCCAGCCAGGCGUGCUGCAGGGUGGUGCUGUCUACGUGUGUCCCUGGGGUGCCAGCCCUACCCCUUGCACCGCUAUCGAAUUUGACAGCAAAGGCCCCCGGAUCUUGGAGUCCUCACUGUCCAGUACCGAGGGAGCAGAGCCUUUAGAAUACAAGUCCUUGCAGUGGUUUGGAGCAACAGUUCGAGCCCAUGGCUCCUCCAUCUUGGCCUGUGCUCCACUGUACAGCUGGCGCACAGAGAAGGCUGAGAUACUGAACGACCCAGUGGGCACUUGCUACCUCUCCACGGAUAACUUCACCCGGAUUCUGGAGUAUGCACCUUGUCGCUCAGAUUUUGGCUGGGCAGCAGGGCAGGGUUACUGCCAAGGGGGCUUCAGUGCUGAGUUCACCAAGUCCGGUCGUGUGGUACUGGGUGGACCUGGGAGCUACUUCUGGCAAGGCCAGAUCCUAUCUGCUACUCAAGAGCAGAUCUCAAAGUCCUAUUACCCAGAUUACUUCAUCAACCCAGUACCGGGGCAGCUGCAGACCCGCCAAGCCAGCUCCAUCUAUGAUGACAGCUACUUGGGAUACUCUGUGGCUGUAGGUGAAUUCAGUGGUGAUGACACAGAAGACUUUGUUGCUGGUGUGCCCAAAGGGAACCUCACCUAUGGCUAUGUCACCAUCCUGAAUGGCUCAGACAUCCACUCUCUCUACAACUUCUCAGGGGAACAGAUGGCCUCCUACUUUGGCUAUGCUGUGGCUGCCACUGACAUCAACGGGGACGGGCUGGAUGACCUGCUGGUGGGGGCACCCCUGCUCAUGGAGCGGACGGCUGAUGGUCGGCCUCAGGAGGUAGGCAGGGUUUAUGUCUACCUUCAGCACCCGGCUGGCAUAGAACCUGGACCCACCUUCGCCCUCACUGGCCAAGAUGAGUUUGGCCGAUUUGGCAGCUCCUUGACACCCCUGGGGGACCUGGACCAGGAUGGCUAUAAUGAUGUGGCUAUUGGGGCUCCCUUUGGUGGGGAAACCCAGCAGGGAGUCGUGUUCAUAUUCCCCGGAGGCCCAGGAGGACUAGGCUCUAAGCCUUCCCAGGUUCUUCAGCCCCUGUGGGCAACUGGCCACACCCCAGACUUCUUUGGCUCUGCUCUCAGAGGAGGCCGAGAUCUGGAUGGCAAUGGAUACCCUGAUCUGAUUGUGGGGUCCUUUGGUGUGGACAAGGCUCUGGUAUACAGGGGUCGCCCCAUCGUUUCUGUCAGCGCAUCCCUCUACAUCUUCCCUGCCAUGUUCAAUCCAGAGGAGCGCAGCUGCAGCUUGGAGGGAAAUCCUGUGUCCUGUAUCAACCUUAGCUUCUGCCUCAAUGCCUCGGGAAAACACGUCCCCAACUCCAUAGGCUUGGCGGUGGAGCUGCAGCUGGACUGGCAGAAACAGAAGGGAGGGAUCCGGCGGGCGCUGUUCCUGGCCUCCAAGCAGGCCACCUUUACACAGACCCUGUUCAUCCAGAAUGGGGCUCGAGAGGACUGUAGGGAGAUGAAGAUCUACCUCAGGAACGAGUCAGAAUUCCGAGACAAACUCUCCCCGAUUCACAUUGCUCUCAACUUCUCCUUGGACCCCAAAGCCCCCACGGAUAGCCAUGGCCUCCAGCCAGUCUUACAUUACCAGACCAAGAGCCGGAUAGAGGACAAGGCCCAGAUCUUGCUGGACUGUGGUGAAGAUAACAUCUGUGUGCCUGACCUGCAGCUGGAGGUGUACGGGGAUAAGAAACAUGUGUACCUCGGUGACAAGAACUCACUGAAUCUGACUUUCCAUGCCCAGAAUCUGGGUGAGGGUGGUGCCUAUGAAGCAGAGCUUCGGGUCACGGCCCCUCUGGAGGCCGAAUACUCAGGACUCGUCAGACACCCAGGGAAUUUUUCCAGCCUGAGCUGCGACUAUUCCGCUGUGAACCAGAGCCGCCUGCUCGUGUGUGACCUGGGCAACCCCAUGAAGGCAGGUGCCAAUCUCUGGGGUGGCCUUCGCUUCACAGUUCCUCAUGUUCGGGACACUAAGAAAACCAUCCAGUUUGACUUUCAGAUCCUCAGCAAGAACCUGAACAACUCCCAGAGCAACAUGUUCUCCUUCCUACUCUCUGUGGAGGCUCACGCAGAAGUCUCCCUUAAUGGUGUCUCCAAGCCUGAGUCCGUGCUCUUCCCAGUCAGUGACUGGCAUCCCCGAGACCAGCCUCAGAAGGAGGAAGACCUGGGCCCGGCUGUCCACCAUGUCUAUGAGCUCAUCAACCAGGGCCCCAGCUCCAUCAGCCAGGGUGUACUGGAGCUCAGCUGUCCCCAGGCCCUGGAAGGCCAGCAGCUCCUCUAUGUGACCAAGGUGACAGGACUCAGCAACUGUACCUCCAACUAUACCCCCAACUCACAGGGCCUGGAGCUGGCUCCGGAGGGCUCCCCACACCAUCUGCAGAAACGAGAGGCUCCAGGCUGGAGUCCUGCCUCCUCAGGGCCACAGAUCCUGAAAUGUCCUGAAGCUAAGUGUUUCAGCCUUCGCUGUGAGCUGGGGUUUCUGCAGCGACAGGAGAGCCGAAGUCUGCAGCUGCAUUUCCGAGUCUGGGCCAAGACCUUCCUGCAGCAGGAGCACCAGCCGUUUAGCCUGCAGUGUGAAGCUGUGUUUGAAGUCCUGAAGAUGCCGUACCAAAUCCUGCCUCAGCAGAUACCACAAAAGAAACUUCAGGUGGCCACAGCUGUGCAGUGGAGCAGGGCAGAAGGCAACGGUGUGCCCCUCUGGAUCAUUAUCCUAGCUGUCCUUUUCGGCCUCCUGCUUCUAGGUCUGCUCAUCUACAUCCUCUACAAGCUUGGCUUCUUCAAACGCUCCCUCCCGUACGGAACUGCCAUGGAAAAAGCCCAGCUCAAGCCUCCAGCCACCUCCGAUGCCUGAGUCCUCCUGAUCCCAGACUCCCAAUCUGAAGAGCCAGUCCCCAACAGGGAGGGGACCAGGCACUUCCUGAAGGUGCUGAGGGCUGGGGAGAAGUUCCCUAGCCCAGAGACAUACUUGAAGGGCCAGAGCUGGGGGGCGAGAAGCUGGGGAUCCCUCCCCCUAUGCACUGUGAAGGACCCUCGUUUACAUAUGCCCUCUCACGGAUGGGGGCCUCAGGUCCAGGGACAGAAGCCCCAGCCUUCCUACAGCCUUUGCAUUAUGGAGACUUUCCUGAAAACAAGUUGGAGUAGGGAAUCCAGUUGUGGUUCUUUGGGCCAGGCAUGCCACCCGACUUCCUGUGUAGCACCAGCCUGCAGAGAUGCAACUUUGGCCUUCCCAGAGAUCCAAAGGAGGCCCACAGCUAAGAAUCUGGGACUCGGGGAGUGAGACCUGGGAGCUCCACAGCCUCCAUCCUGGAGGGCCAACAGAGAACACUAACUGGAUGGUACUCCAGGACCAGCUCAGGACAGAUCCCGAAGGUGGAUGGUGGCCCAGAUCCAUCUCCAGGGGAGUGAGAAUGAGAAUGGAGCCAGAUCCAGUGUGGAACCUGGGGUUGAUCUGGAGCCCAGCCUCAGACACUGAGAGCCUAAGCCAGCAGAUCCAGAACUGCAUUUGGGUCUGCUUGAGACCUGGAACUUUGGCCUAUUUCAUCCCCGACUUAGGACAAGUCAGAACUCGCCCAGGACACAAAUGGCAACAGACCUGGAACCUCAGCCUGGCCAGAUGCAGGCUCACUCAUUCUCCAGAGGAAAGGGAGCCCCAGGCCUGCAGGACCUGGGUUCUGCCCACCAGCUGCACUGACGCUGCCCCUCCUUCCCUGUCCUACCCUCCCCUCAGCUCUAGACCCACCCCUAAAACUUAUUUAAACUCUGUUGCAAGUGCAAUAAACCCUACCCACUGCCCCACUGACC